Arvicanthis niloticus (Nile rat) is the source of this 5064-nucleotide messenger RNA. It is a transcript of the gene Sox4, whose product is annotated as SRY-box transcription factor 4. The record is from RefSeq and is a predicted model, not a curated record. Gene Ontology annotation, cellular component: nucleus. Gene Ontology annotation, molecular function: DNA-binding transcription activator activity, RNA polymerase II-specific; RNA polymerase II cis-regulatory region sequence-specific DNA binding. Lineage: Eukaryota; Metazoa; Chordata; Mammalia; Rodentia; Muridae. Gene Ontology annotation, biological process: neuron differentiation; positive regulation of transcription by RNA polymerase II; camera-type eye morphogenesis.
CACACACACACACACACACACACACACGCACACGCGCACGCACCCAGCAAAAGGAGGGGGGAAAGAGGCAGCAGAAAUCUCAGCUGUACUUCUAGCCCUUUUAAAAAGUUUGCUCUGUAAAUUGGAAUGAGGUCAGAUUUGGAGCUUCUCAUUGCACGCGGAGAUUAUUAUUGCAUCGGGUUCCAAGCCAAUGGGAAGGACGGGGGAGGGGCUUGGCACGAGGAAGCGUUAGUUACAGCGGCUGAUUGGCUGUCUGCGAAGGGAUAAAGAAGCGCGAGGCGGAAUUGGGGUCUGCUCUAAGCUGCAGCCCGAGAAACAGAGUGAGGGAAAGAGGGCCCGUCUCCCUCCCGGUUUCCAGUUCUUGCAAGCUGUUUCUUAGAGAGUCUGCAGUGGGGGAACUCUGCCGGCAACCAGCUCCCCUUCUUGCAGGAGGGAGGGAGAAACAUACAUUUAUUCAUGCCGGUCUGUUGCAUGCAAGCUUCUUGGCUUCUUACCUUGCAACAAAAUAAUUGCACCAACUCCUCAGCGCCGAUUCCGCCCACAGAGAGUCCCGGAGCCAGAGUCGCUUUGGCUUUGCACUGCAGGAAAGGGACUUAGACGCUAGAGACGAUGUCUCUUUCCUGAGCUACCGCGAGCUCUCGUGAACUGCAAUCGACUGCUUCAGGGAAAGGGGUGGGAGAAAGACUUGCCCCGGAGGCGGCGAGAAACUUGCGUUUGGAAGAUACUCCGGCUACCAACGUUUGGAGAAACUCCUCGCCGCGGCCGACUCCAGCCUCGGUGCCCGCAGGGAGCACUUCAGCGGUGAGGGAGGACGGAGGGCCUCGGGGACUCUAGGUUGGCGGCGGGAGGCGGCUGCCCCUGGCCCGCGCGCCGCUCAGGGGACCCUGGUCUCCGCCCCGGGGAGCCCGCAGGGCCCGGCGACCGCGCCGCGAGCGUGUGAGCGCGCGUGGGCGCCCGGCAAGCCGGGGCCAUGGUACAACAGACCAACAACGCGGAGAACACGGAGGCUCUGCUGGCCGGGGAGAGCUCGGACUCGGGCGCCGGCCUGGAGCUGGGCAUCGCGUCCUCCCCGACGCCCGGCUCCACCGCGUCCACGGGCGGCAAGGCGGACGACCCCAGCUGGUGCAAGACGCCCAGUGGCCACAUCAAGCGGCCCAUGAACGCCUUUAUGGUGUGGUCGCAGAUCGAGCGGCGCAAGAUCAUGGAGCAGUCGCCCGAUAUGCACAACGCUGAGAUCUCCAAGCGGCUGGGCAAACGCUGGAAGCUGCUCAAGGACAGCGACAAGAUCCCGUUCAUCCAGGAGGCGGAGCGGCUGCGCCUCAAGCACAUGGCUGACUACCCUGACUACAAGUACCGGCCCCGAAAGAAGGUGAAGUCGGGCAACGCGGGCGCGGGAUCGGCGGCCACAGCCAAGCCUGGGGAGAAGGGCGACAAGGUCGCGGGCAGCAGCGGCCACGCGGGCAGCGGCCACGCGGGGGGUGGCGCGGGCGGCAGCUCCAAGCCCGCGCCCAAGAAGAGCUGCGGCCCCAAGGUGGCGGGCAACUCGGUCGGCAAGCCCCACGCCAAGCUCGUCCCGGCGGGCGGCGGCAAGGCGGCUGCAUCGUUCUCUCCCGAGCAGGCCGCCCUGCUGCCCCUGGGGGAGCCCGCGACCGUCUACAAGGUGCGGACUCCCAGCUCGGCCACCCCGGCUGCCUCCUCGUCACCGUCCAGCGCGCUGGCCACCCCCGCCAAACACCCUACCGACAAGAAAGUGAAGCGCGUAUACCUCUUCGGAAGCCUGGGCGCUUCGGCGUCGCCGGUUGGGGGCCUGGGAACGAGCGCCGACCCCAGCGAUCCACUGGGGCUGUACGAAGAUGGGGGCCCGGGAUGCUCGCCCGAUGGCCGGAGUCUGAGCGGCCGCAGCAGCGCAGCAUCAUCGCCCGCCGCCAGCCGAUCGCCCGCUGACCACCGCGGCUAUGCCAGCCUACGCGCAGCCUCGCCCGCCCCGUCCAGCGCGCCCUCGCACGCGUCCUCAUCGCUGUCCUCGUCCUCUUCUUCCUCCUCGGGCUCUUCGUCGUCCGACGACGAGUUCGAAGACGACCUGCUCGACCUGAACCCCAGUUCAAACUUUGAGAGCAUGUCCCUGGGCAGUUUCAGCUCCUCAUCGGCGCUCGAUCGGGACCUGGAUUUUAACUUCGAACCCGGCUCAGGCUCCCACUUCGAGUUCCCGGACUAUUGCACGCCCGAGGUGAGCGAAAUGAUCUCGGGAGAUUGGCUGGAGUCCAGCAUCUCCAACCUGGUCUUCACCUACUGAAGGGAGCGCGGCCCGGGAAGAAGGAGAGUCAAGAGGGAGGAGAGGAGAGAGGAAAACAAAACAAAAAAAAACAAAACAAAACAAAAAAAUUUAAAAAAAAAAGAAAGAAGGAAGGAAAGAAAGAAAGAAAAAAGAGGAAAAAAAGAAUAGAUGGAGAGUGGAAGGAGAAAGGGGAAAAGAAAAGGAAGAAAAAGUGCAUAGGGCUGGCCUAGACCACGUCCCACCGUUGGAAAAGGAGCACGGGGGCGUAGUGAACUCGUGCUCCCAUCCCCCACUCUCAGGGCUGGGGGCUCCAGGAGGCGGAGAGUAGGCGGGGGGGGGGGGGCGAGCUUUUUUUUGUUGUUUUUAUUGAUGUUGGUGGUGGCUAAAAAAGCUACUUCGAGUUUCCUCCCCAAUUUUGCUUGAAGAGACUCCCCCCCUCCCCUUCCAACGAGCUUCCGGACUUGGUUGCACCCCCAGCAAGAAAAGAAGCCAAGCAAAGCUUCUAAAGACCGAAGGAAUCUUGCCCCCCCUCUCGCCUCGGUGAUUUCUUGCUUGAUUUUAUUUUGCCUCUUGGUCAAGAAAGGAAAGGAGGGGGGAAAUCCAGCGCGCCCCAUCUCCUACCCACCCCCUCUUUUGUAUUCUCUUCGUAUUUUUCCCUUUUUAAAUUUUCUUUUUCUGCAAUGAAGAUAGAAGGCUCCGGGGUGAUGUGUUUGGCCAAGGCAUGGUAUUGGGCUUAGGGGAGCAUUGGCAUGGAGAAACUCCACGCUGGCGAAGUCCCGGGCUGGCUUUCUUUCUUUCCCCUCCCCCCUCCCCCCCUUCCUUGUCCCUGCAGCUGGAGGAGAUGUGCAGGGAGCAGCAGGCCAGCCUCGGAAAUGGACAUGGGGACCGCGUGGAAGCCACAGCAGCCUGGUUGGGGACGCAGAAGGACCCGGAGCACAGAGGGCGUUGGAGUCCCCGGGCCUCCGCCUGGGGUCUGUGCAAAAAUAAAGAAUUAAAAAAAAAAAAAUUCAGAGAGGUGAGGCUACCCAGAGCCGGCGGGAGGAUAGGAGACUGUGGGAUGUGGUCCAGGGGCCGCGGAGUGGUUUUGGGGGGGGAAAGAAAUUUUUUCUUCUCUUAAUGGGAAUCGUGAUGGUGUUGAGUUAUUUCACUGGUGGGGUUAAUAUAGCAUGUUAUCCUGUCUAUCUUUGAAGAUUUCUGUAUAAGACUGUUGAGCAGUUUUUAAAAUAGUGUAGGAUAAUAUAAGAAGCCGAUAGAUGGCGCUAUGUUUGAUUCCUACAACGAACCGAUCACCAGCUCCUUUUCAUUCUUAACUCUUUAAAAGGAUUCAAACGCAACUCAAAUCUGUGCUGGACUUUUGAAAAACCACAAUUCAGGACCAAAUUUUUUCUCCGUGUGUGUUUAUUCUUUAUAGGUGUAAUUGAGAAGACCCGUUUAUUUUUACCCCCUCACGGACGCUCCAUCUUUGUAUUUUUUUUCCCUUGUAAAUGUAAUCAGAUGCCAUUUUAUAUGUGGACGUAUUUAUACUGGCCAAACAGUUUUCUUAUUUUUGUCCCCCCUUUUUUCCCUUUUCUUUUGCUUUCUUGUCUUUUGACCUCGUUUCUUUAUCUUCCUUUUUAUUUUCUUUCUUUUUCUUCGGUUUUUUUUUUUUCUAGUGUUGUUACCCACGCCAUUUUACGUCUCCUUCACUGAAGGGCUAGAGUUUUAACUUUUAAUUUUUUAUAUUUAAAUGUAGACUUUUGACACUUUUAAAAAACAAAAAAAGACAAGAGAGAUGAAAACGUUUGAUUAUUUUCUCAGUGUAUUUUUGUAAAAAAUAUAUAAAGGGGGUGUUAAUCGGUGUAAAUCGCUGUUUGGAUUUCCUGAUUUUAUAAUAGGGUGGCUGGUUAAUAUCUCACACAGUUUGAAAAAUCAGCCCCUGGUUUCUCCAUGUUUACACUUCAAUCUGCAGGCUUCUUAAAGUGACAGUAUCCCUUAACCUGCCACUGGUUUCCACCUUUUAACCCCCGGUCUUCUAAGGGGAGGAGAGUUCAGCCCAGCACCAUAAUGCUUUAAAGAAAACAGAUUUUUUAAACGAAUUGCUGUUCUGUCCAGAGGUUUUUAAACUGGUGCAUUCACAGCAAAAAGGGAUUCUGUAGCUUUAACUUGUAAACCACAUCUUUUUUGCACUUUUUUUAUAAAGCAAAAACGUGCCGUUUAAACCACUGGAUCUAUCUAAAUGCCGAUUUGAGUUUGCGACACUAUGUACUGCGUUUUCAUUCUUGUAUUUGACUAUUUAAUCCUUUCUACUUGUCGCUAAAUAUAAUUGUUUUAGUCUUAUGGCAUGGUGAUAGCAUAUGUGUUCAGGUUUAUAGCUGUUGUGUUUAAAGAUUGAAAAAAAGUGGAAAACAUCUUUGUACAUUUAAGUCUGUAUUAUAAUAAGCAAAAAGAUUGUGUGUAUGUAUGUUUAAUAUAACAUGACAGGCACGAGGACGCCUGCCUUUUAAGAGGCAGUUCCGUUAAGGGUUUUUGUUUUUAAACUCUUUUUUUUUUUUUUUCCUUUCUUUUUUUUUUUCUUUUUUUUUUAACCAUCCAUCCUGUGCAAUAUGCCGUGUAGAAUAUUUGUCUUAAAAUUCAAGGCCACAAAAAGAAAAAAAAAAGCAAUGUUUGGGGGAAAGAGAAAAAGAAAAAAGAAAAAAAAAAUUCAUGCCAGCUAAUCCUGUCCGUCACUGCCUGUCAGGUUGUUGCUAUAUACCUUCUGUAAAUAACUUUUUUUGAGAAGGAAAUAAAAUCAGCUGGAACUGAACCCUAAA